This is a messenger RNA of Paramecium sonneborni, 1236 nucleotides long. The record is from the annotation of a GenBank genome assembly. NCBI's taxonomy places the organism in Eukaryota, Ciliophora, Oligohymenophorea, Peniculida, Parameciidae.
AUCCAAUAAUCUUAAUAAAUGGACAAAGAUGAUUUAUCAAUCGAAGCAAGAAAAUUAAAAUGUAACAAAAAGAUUAAAUUUUAGUAAUUAAGAAUGAAUAAUAACUUAAUGAGAACACUAGAGUGAUUGAAGGGCUACAUAAUUAUUAAGGCAUCUUGUAAAAAACAUAUUUUUUAAUCAAAUUCACAACUCAAGGAGAGAUAUAAUAUAUUAAUAAUGGAAUCAUUAUAAGGAUGUAAAUAUUCUAUAAAAUAAAUAGAGAUAAGAUAUCUAAUCCAUUAAAUGAAAAUGAAAUAAUGAAGAAUAUUGAAUAAAUAAAUUUUUUAAGUUGGUUAGGAGAAUAUGGAGUUUCUCAAUAGAAAGUAAGGUUUUGGAAAGCGAAAUGGAAAGGGAUGCCAAUAAAUGUUGGAGGGCUAUACAAUUAGGAAGGUAAUAAGGAUAAGAAAUGGAAAGACUUACAUAUUAAUUUUUGGGAGUAAUAUUAUCUAUAUUUAUAAAAAAAAGUAAAUCUCAAAUUAUUGAAAAUGGAGAGUACAUAAAUGGAAAGAGAGUGGGUGUUUGGGAAAUUUUGCUUGAUGAUCAAAUAAUGUAGAAAUUUUUCUAAGUUAGUGGGAUGGGUACUUAUGACAUAAAAGGGAAUUAAAAUGGAUUAUGGAUUGAACCUAAUUAGAAAUUUUACAAGUAUUAAUAUAUCUAUUAGAUAGAGCUUAAUAAAUCUUUUAUUCAGGAAAAUAUAGAGCAGGUAGUAAGAUAGGAGAAUGGAUUUGUUAUGAAAAGAAACUAUAAUCAUAUUUAAUAAAUAGCUAAACAAUACUAAAGAUGUUUAAAAAUGUCAUUAUUAUAGUGGUGGUGGAAAUUAUAAUAAUAAUGGUAUCAAGCAGGGAUAAUGGAUUGAAUUGCAUGAGAAUUUCUCUCCGUAUUUAAUUAAGUCAAUUUUUAGGAAUUGUUAAGUCUACUAUCAAGGAAAAUACUAUAAUGGAAAGAAAUAUGGAAAGUGGGAGACGAAAUUAAAAAAUUUUUCAUCUUCAUUUUACAAAAAAAUGUAAUAUAUUAAAAUAAAUUAGUGGAGGAGGUGAUUAUGAUUAAAAUGGGUUGAAACAUGGAUAUUGGAUUGAUUUACAUGAAUAUUUUAGCAAGUAUUAGUAUAUUAUAAUACUAAGUACAAAAAAAUUUAUUGAAACAGGAAAAUAUGAACAUGGAAUGAAAACAGAGAACUUUUAAGAAAAAGAAAUAUGA